GUUCUCUUACUGUAUAGAUUUUAUGGAAGACCUGCUCUUUCAGUAUCAUUUUAUGGUGAUAGCUUUGUGGAGUUGAACAUGGCAGAAGCAUCGUCUCAGACAUCCUUACAGUUGAGGUUUCUAACAAGCAAGCCACAUGGACUGCUUUUUCUUGCAGCUGGGAAGAAGGAUUAUUGUUUAAUGGAGCUACGCUCAGGAAAUUUACAGUUGAGAAUUAACUUUGGCAUGGGGGAACGAGUACUGCAUUCUCAACAAAGAUCUCAGCUGAAUGAUUUAGCUUGGCACCUGGUUGAACUACAUCAUGAACAUGAUAAUGUCACGUUGAUAAUUGAUAAACAUGAUAGAACUAGUGCAAAAAUGCCUGGAAUUCUCUAUGAAUUAAAUAUUGAUUAUGGCUUCUACAUAGGUGGUAGUAGUAAACUUGAUGUUCCCUACCUUGUUGGAGCACUGCCCAGUUUCCGAGGAUGUAUUGAUGAUGUGUCGUUCAAUCAGCUAGAUAUUUUGAUGCCUCUGAGAUCUUCUCCUGGCUUCAAAAAUGUCCACGAAGUUUCAGUGGGAUGCAGUGAUGAAUUCUUUGCAGGUGAAGAUGAACCCAUUAGUUUCUUCAGUUCCAGAUCCUAUGUUUCUUUCCCAUCAUGGAAUGUUGAUGAUGAGGGAAUCUUGGAGUAUACAUUGCAAACCUCAGCUGCACGUGGCUUGCUGCUUUACCAUCCUGGGCAAGCAGGAGAUUUCAUUGCAAUGGAAAUGGAAGAUGCAUUAAUUAAAGCCUAUGUUGGAAAACAUAAAAGCAGAACCCAGCUUUCCUCUCGUAGGUGUGUCAAUGAUAGUCAUUGGCACUACGUCGAACUGAAAUUUACUGCAGAGUAUUUGCAGCUGACAUUGGAUGAAGAAACUGUGAAAAAAUCAUUGCCUCCCCACAGCAAGCUGCCAGUUCUGAAGGGGUCUUUCUUUGUAGGUGGUGUAGAUGACAGCACACGAUCAGAAGUUACUAAGUUAGCUCUAACUUCAGUGUCUGGGAAGUAUGCCAGAGGAGGGUCCUUCAAAGGUUGCUUAAGAGAUCUGAAAGCCAAUUCAGAAAAGAAAUCGCUGAACAAUGUUCUGGUAACAAAGGACAUUUCAGCUGGAUGUGAAACGGAGAGUGCUUUUAAUACAAAUCUUUCUUUAGAGAUGGCUAUAAAGAACCCUACUGUGAAAACAGCCCCAACAUUUGCCAUUUCCCCUGAAAGCUCUGUCUCUCUGGGCAAGGAAGACAAAAACCACCUCUUAGUUCUAAGUAACUUGAUUGUGCUAGAGGGCGGACAAGCUUCACUCGAAUCUAAACAUAUUAAAGCCAACUUAGACUUUCAGAAAUUAGGGAUUCAUCAAUCACAAAUUCUUUUUGAAAUAAAGGAACCACCCUCUCAUGGAGACUUGAAACUAGAUGUUGAACCAGCACAGGAGGUAAAUACAUUUACUAUGCAAGACGUAUGGCAAGGGAAGAUUCUUUAUGUCCAUGAUGGCUCUGAGGACACUUACGAUUAUUUUAAUUUCUCCAUUUCUACCAGCAGUGAGAAGAUUGUGUCUCCAUAUUUGCAAGGAAAUGAGCAGUAUGUGUUUAGCAUUACUGUCACUCCAGUAAAUGAUGCGCCUGAGAUCACACUUCCAGAGGGAAACUUGCUUUUUAUCUUAGAGAACUCAAAGAAACGUUUGACUAGUGAUCUAAUAAAAGUUCUAGAUAAGGAUACGGAUCCUGUGGAUCUCAGUCUUUCAGUCCUUGGAAAUCUGAAUGCAGAUGCAGGAUUUUUAGAAAAUUCAAAGCAUCCUGGAAAAGCUAUUACUACUUUUUCUAACGAGGACUUGAGAGAAGGCACUGUUUUCUUUGUCCACACAGGCGUCAAGAACUCAAGGAUUGUUCUGAGGGCGAGUGAUGGUGAGAAAGUGAGCAACACCGUUGUGUUACGUGUCAUGGCAAUUCCUUUGGAUUACAGAGUUGUCAACAACUCAGGAAUAAAACUACUCCAAGGUGUUACAGCUCUGAUCACACCUAGGCAUCUGGCAGUUGAAACAAAUGCCAACCUCCAGGAGCUGGAGAUACGGUAUGAGAUCACAGAGCCACCCCAGUUUGGGGAAGUCCAAAGGCAGCAUUCUAGGGGGGAGUGGAAGCGAGUCAACUCUUUUUCUCAACGCUCUGUUCAGCGCAGCCGUGUGAGAUACUGUAGCACUUUUAAAGAAAUUCAGCUGGAAAAUGUUACUGACCAGUUUAAAUUCAAAGUUAGCGUAGGAAACAGAAUCAGCGAAGAGCACACAUUUCCAAUAGAAGUGAAAUGGUUAAGGUACAGUUUAUUGAAACAUGCUCCUCUAGAAAUUGAAAAAUCAAAAAAGAAGUACUUGAAUUCAGAUAAUCUUUUUGCUGUGAUUGUGGAUCUAGAAAUACCUGAAGAUGAGCUUCAUUUUAAAUUGCUGUCCCUACCAAAGAAUGGACAAAUACUGCUUAAUGACCAGUCUUUGAAAAAAGAUUCAGGCUUUAGCCAGAAAGAUAUCACUGAUCAAAAAGUGGCAUAUGAAUUAAUCAGCAGAUACCAUGAAGACAACCGUGAUUCAUUUAGAUUCCUCAUUUCUACAAAGUAUCUGGAAUCAAAUUUAUACGACUUUGAAGUCUACAUCAAAUCAGAUUUCAGAAACAUUAUUUUGACUAACAAUGGCCUAACUGUUACUGAAGGUGAAGGAGAGUUAAUAACAAGCACAGAAUUGUUUGUGCAAACACUGGAUAAUAAAACUUUCCAAUAUAAAGUUAUACAGUUUCCUGAGCAUGGGAAAUUAAAACUCAUUGAUUUUUCAGGCUCAUUUGAGAGUAAUGACAAUCUCACCACUUUCACUAACAAAGAUAUAACUGAUAAGCGCCUUAUGUAUGUGCAUGAUGAUUCUGAGACAGCAUUUGAUGAAUUUCUUGUCAGAGCUUCCAGUGAAGAGUCAGGAAAGCGGGCAAACUUUGAUCCAGAAGUAGAACCUUUGUCAGCAGAAAUUAGAUUCAACAUUUCUGUCCAGCUGAAGAAUGAUGAGAAACCAGUACGUGUAGUUGAUAAGGUAUUUAACAUAGUGAGAAAUGGGCAGCGAUUAUUAACUUUGGCAGAUCUUUGCUAUCAUGAUCCUGAUUCUGAUUUUGAUGAUGGACAGUUGCUAUAUACUAGACGUGGCAUUUCCAAUGGUGACUUGGUGCUAACAAACGAUACUUUGCACAGACUCUACCAAUUCAAACAAGUGGACCUGGAGCAAAAGCAAGUCCUGUUUAUACACCGUGGUGCAGAUUUUGGGCGUUUUGUGCUCUUUGUGACAGAUGGCAAGCACUAUACCUCUUUGCUUCUAGAAGUUAGUGCCACAGAUCCUUAUGUUAGGUUGGCAAAUAAUACAGGCUUGUUGGUUCAAAAAGGAAAAGAGGAAACUGUUACAACAGCUAACCUAAGUGCUAUUACAAAUCAAGACAUCAGAAAUGAUCAUGAGAUUACAUAUGAGAUACUCUGUUUCCCAAAAUAUGGCAGAAUAUAUGUCAAUAACCUAUUGAUGGAUUCCUUUACUCAACUUGAUCUGAUAAAGGGGUAUGUGACCUACAGGCAUGAUGACAGCAACAACCUUACUGACACAUUUAACUUUACGGUCCAUGCUAGAGAUGUCCAUCUGGAUGCGGGAGUGCAUGUUCGCAUAUACUUGGAAAGUCAUCAGUGGCCACCAAGGAUUGUGAACAAAAACAAUCUCUUAGUUGAAGAAGGAAAACCAGUUAAAAUCAGUAAAGGAAAACUGCAAGUCAUUCAUGAAAACAGUUCUCCAUCUGAGAUUGUGUUCACAGUAAGACGCCUUCCAGUACAUGGAUACAUUCGGAAGUUUUCCUCAGAAGAAGGUUAUCUUGGUGCUGACCAAAGACCGGUUUUGAGCUUCACACAGCAAGAUGUUGACGAGGGCAAAGUUCAGUAUGUGCAGACAGUUUCUGACCAACUAGAUGACCGUUUUUCUCUGGAUGUGACCAAUGGUGUCCGAACAGUGAGUGGAAUAGAGAUCUCUGUAGACAUCAUCCCCAGAAUGAUUCCCCUGGAGGUACAGAACUUCACAGUAGUUGAAGGGGGCUCGAAAGCCCUGGUGGAAGACUAUCUAAAAAUUUCUAGUAGACACUUUGCAGGACUCAGCUGUGAAUUUAUUUUAAUUGAGCAGCCAAAACAUGGCUAUGUUGAAAACUGUCGUGUUCCUGGAAUAAAGUUAAUCACAUUUACCAGAAAACAGGUGGAACAAGAAUUAAUCUACUAUGUUCAUGAUGACAGCGAGGAACUGAUGGACAAUUUUACUGUGAUAGUAAAUAACACGGAAUUGUGGAAACAAAGCUUGCCCAAAACUGUAUUUGUAACAGUUACUGCAGUAAAUGAUGAAGCUCCUGUUGUAAAAGUUAACAGAAUUCUUCGGGUCUGGGUGGGUUCAGUCACAGAAAUAACUAUUGAUGACCUCUGUGCAGAAGACAAGGACUCCUCACCAUCAGAACUGAUGUAUUCCAUUACACCACCUAGCAAUGGGCACUUGGCUCUGAAGUCUUCUCCAAACAAGAGCGUCCUUAGUUUUACCCAGGCUCAUAUAAUCGAAGGGCAGCUGGUAUUUGUACAUGAUGGAGCAAUGUCUGGAGGCUUCAACUUUCAGGUAACAGAUGGUUUGAACUUUGCACCGCGACAGAUUUUUAGCAUCACAGCUCAGAUGCUAGUCAUUAGCCUUGAAGUGAACAAAGGACUCGGAGUCUUUCCAGGUUCCAGGAAACCUAUUUCACGACAUGAUCUGAAAGCUGUAACCAAUGAUGUGACCAAUGCGGGAAACAGAACUAUAACUUUUAUGAUUGUAACUUCCCCAAAACUUGGAAGGCUGAUCAGAGUAAAUUCUGAUAAUACCACUCAGGAAAUCCUCAGUUUUACACAGUCUAUGGUGGAUGAAGGUGUGAUCAUAUAUGAGCACUUACAUGCCGAGUCAGCUGGCUGGAAUGCAGAAGAUUUCUUUACAUUUACUGUCUUCUCUCCACCAUCAGCUCUGGACCUUCAGGUGUUCCAUAUUGUCAUUUCGUAUGAAAUUACCAGGCACGAUCAGAACAGUCGUCUUCUGGCAAAUACAGGUGCCAUAGUCCAGGAAGGAGGUAGAGUAUUAAUCAACAAAACAAAUUUAGAUGCUUCAAAUCUAUUCAUUAAACUACCUGAGGUACAGCGCUCCAUGUAUGAAGUCUGGUAUCAAGUUGUAUCUUUACCUCAACAUGGUGUGAUUGUUGUUGGAGAAAGAAACGUUACCAAAGAAAAACCUAACUUUUCCCAGUACAUACUGAACAAAUUUGGAAUUGUGUAUGUACAUGACAAUUCUGAAUCGCUUAAUGACAGUUUCACUUUUGCUGUUUGGUUAAACCUAAAGAACAAGUCUGCAACAAAGCCCCAUAGCGAAGUCUUAGAGGAGAUGUUUAAUAUCACUGUUGUUCCAGUGAAUGACCAAGCUCCAGAACUGAAGACUAAAAGGCUGCACUUGAAAGUCCUGCAGGGAGAUGUGUCAGUGCUGGGGUCAGAGAAUCUGAAAGUUGAAGACCUAGAUAACGCCCCAGCUGAGCUCAAAUACACCAUUGUUAGCAACCCCAAUAAUGGUUAUUUAGCAAUGAAAAGCAAUCUCAGUGUCUCUAUAAAGAAUUUCACACAAGCUGAUGUCAACAGUGGUAAAGUUUGGUUUGUACAGGAUGGAGGUUCAUCUUCUGGGGUGUUUUAUUUCAGCGUGACUGAUGGUAAACAUCGCCCUUUAUACAAACUAUUCAGUCUUGAAGUCAUACCAAUUGCUCUUGUCCUGGUUAACCUUACCAAUGUUGCACUUCCACAGGGCCAGACAUCUGUCACUAUUACUAACGUGCACCUUUCAGCUGUCACAAAUGGAAAAAGCACUAAUAUCAUGUAUGAAAUAACUCAGCCACUCAAAUACGGGCACCUGAUGAUUGGAAAUGAGAAGGUUACUAAAUUUGAGCAGGCAGAUUUGUACUCAGGAAGGCUGUCUUACCACCUGACAAAUCUCACUGCAUCCAAAGAAGUACUGGAGUUUAUGCUUUUCACUGCAGAAGGCAAUCUAACAGGACAAAUGCUGAACAUCACAGUGAAGCCUUUAGUACAAGUUGUACCUGACAUGCAGAUUUCAAAUCAAGCAGCUUAUAAAAUCAGAAGCAGUGACUUGGAUGCUUCUGAGCUAGCUAAUUUGACAAACAGUAAUCCUAGAUUUGAAGUGAUAGUGCCUCCGUCUCAUGGAAGGAUUGUAAAGAAAAGGUUUGUGAAUGAUGUGGUGUUCGAAGAUACUCAGACAUUCACCCAGGCUGACAUUGAUAGUGGAGUUGUGCUUCUAGACAUAGAUACGAAUAUGACGGGCAUUGAUCUGUUAAAUGACUCAUUCACGUUUAUACUCAGGGCAGAUGCUGUGCAGCCUGCUGUCGGUUGUUUUCAGUAUUCCAUUGUGCCAUACAGUCCUCCAGUUCUACAGGAUUUUACAACUGAAGUGCCUUCCAUAACCAGCACUAUCACUUUAAAGACUCAGACUACCUCAAAGGACAAGACACCAGCCUCCUCUCAGAAUGAAGAGCCUACAGUAGCACCCCAGAGGACUGGUCCAACUAUGUGGCCAGGGCAGAAUCACUGGGGAAAUCUACAUGAGGAAGGUCCAUUGCUAAAUCUGGCAAUGGGAACGAGUGGAUCUGCGGGGACUAAGACCACAACCCAGGCUAAUGCCAGGAGUCCCAGAGAGCAAGCACGUGAAAGCAGCAAGCCUUGGUACAUCAUUAUUCCUCUGGUCCUGGUGUCUGUGCUACUCAUUGUUGUUGUUAUUUCUGUGUGCAUUUUGCUAAUGUGUCAGAAGAAAGAGAAGACAAAAAGGUUCAUCACAAGUCAAACGGAUGUAGUCCUUGGUAGUCCAGAUCGAUGUCUGGAACGGAGCUUGACUGUACCCAGUGUUACAGUGACUCCUCUCCUGAAGGGGGUUGAGAGAAGUACAGCCUCAGCAUUCAUGGCAGUAGGACAUGAACAGCUGCUUCCUGCAGUGAUUUCUCCGACUGUAGAACGGUCUCUGCAAAACAGCUGGUUAAACCUUGAUCCUGAAAUGAUCCAGUAUUGUCGAAAAACGAACCCAACUUUGAAACGCAAUCAAUACUGGGUGUAGUUAUGGCCAUUUUUGGUCAUGCUAAUUGAUGUAGUAUGGAAAAGAGAAUAUACAUUGUUGACAUAUAAUUUGUUCUUUAAUACACUUAUUUAUUAUAGAUCAAAUGAUGCACUGUUUGUUAAAUGUAAUCCAAAUACCUGUGAAAUAAUAAUAAUAAAAGUCUUAUUGAUUACAGUGGCCAUAAAAUAGGAUUUCCAGUUGGUACUUCAGAAAAAUUCCUGCUUAGUUCAGUGCAGAAUUUGGCCCCAUAGAUUUUGAGUGCACCCUGUGUAUGCAAUAUUUUUUAUUUCCCAUGACAGAGGUAAAAUAGGAUGUUCUGUCAUGGAUUAUGUAUUUUUAAUAUAAUUACGUUUUUUGAAGAACCAAGUUUGCUAUAAAGGUCUUGCAUUCUUCCCCGAACCAUCACUUCUACUUGAAGAACUUUCAACUGUUUCUGUAAGUAAUUGCCAAGGUGCUAAUCUCAGUAAUGUCAUUUUGACCCGAAGGCUGUUCAGAGGCCAGUACUAAAGAAACAAAGCUGUGAUUAUUUUGACAGGUGUUCAUCUGGGUCACUGCACUGGAAAUCUAGAAUUCAACUCAGCAGCAACAGUACAGCAGUGACAGUAUAUAAGGAUUCUUGUAAAAUACUCUUCCUGUGAGAUGUUGUUUGUUCUUUUGUUUUUCUUUUUCCUCAUUUGAUACUAAACUCUAGCCUUUAAUAUCUGCAGACUGGUAAAAUGCAUCCGUGGCCUCUAAUCCACAUAGCAAAAACUGUGUAUCUCUCAGUCAGCCUGUCUGCUGAAUUAUCUUUAGACUUAGGUUAUGUCUGGAAGUGCAUAUCAAAAUUUCCUGCUCCUGACAAAGGGCUAAAACUCUGCCUUCAGUGAAGCAAGCACAACUCUCUCUGGGUGUUCAUGCAGAUGACAGUAGAAUCAAGUCCUCUGCUGCAUACUAUCAUGUGUUGUGGAGCUACUGACGGAAACAAUCAUGCCAGGAAGUAUGUAUCCCUUUCUGAAGAAGUUUCAUAAUUUACCCUUUAUCUCCCAGAACACUGAACACAUGUGCUUUACACACUAGAUGGCAAGUACUACCUACUCUAAUUUUGCUCUGGUGGUAAAAUAUGCAAUAAUUUCUCUGCAAAGGGGAAUAUUUUUGUAUUUUUGGAAAUCCAAGCUCAAUAUUGAUGUGCAGUCUCCUGUUAAGGUCCAGUCUUUCUUCCACUGAGGACAACAGCAAAAUUCUUGUUGACUUCAGAGAAUGAACUGACUUCAAGGGAAUGGUGCUGUGAUCAUAACUAGCCUCUUACUAACCACUGAACUUCUCAUCUAUUUUUGUAUUUUUGUACUGUUACAGCUUCCCAUUAGUUUCUCUGUAAAAACACUGUGCUCAGUGUCAGGAUGCAGUCUCAGCACAAUACUCAGUUAACACUGGAAUAAUGUUUUUGUUUGAGCCUAGGUACUGCAGUUUUCACUUUUAUCGAAUGGAUAUAUGGGCCUCAACAUCCUUGGUGCUAUUCAUUUCACAGUACUUUGUUUUGGAUUUUUUUUUUGUUGUUGAUGAUUAGCUGUGUUUCUGUCAUGUUUACAUUUCAAUUAUGGGAAAUUUUCACCCAUGAGGAGAGCCAAACUAAGUCUCCGCUUCCUGCUGUGUUCUGGGAACUAGACACAGAAGCAGUGGGGGUGGUCUUUCUCAUCUUUACCACCUCCACCAUGGUCAGCUAUGACUGUGGUGCAUUUUGAAGUAAUGCAUUUUUGAGAGCCCACUUCAAGGAGAGUAGUCCAUAUCAGUGGAAAAUCUGCACAGUUUUUAUUUCUCUGUCAUUACCAUUUUUCCCUGACGCCAGCGUGAGCAGGUUUGAAUUCAAGCAGUGCGGUCAGUGUAAAAGGCUGGGCUGUUCAGGUGUCCCAGGUGGACCACUGCGGAUCUGCAUUGUAGACCUUUUCUGCUUUUCCAAAGAAAAUCUUUGGGACUGUUUCUAGAAACUCUUAGCCAGAGAGAUGGUGCUGCCAGCCAUCGCAGGGACAUGCCAGCAUCCUGUGUGGAGGUGCAGCUGUAUGUCUCUUGCCAUUUCCUGAGACCUCUUCUGCUAACGCCAAGCAGACAGCAGCUUCCUCCAGAUGCCAGCUGUCAGCAGAGCAUUUGCUACAGCCUGCCUCCAGUGCCUUCUAGCCGGUAGCAGGAAUCUGAUCCCUUUACACCUCCUCCAAGGCCUUACUCCAAGGAAGAGUAAAUAAUUAUAAUUGAAUACUUUCCCGACACUUAAAGAAGCCGGUCUCGCACUUCCCUGCCACUGAGAUCUUCCUGUCAACAGCCAAAGAGGCAUCAUACUCCAGUACCUGUCAGGAGACCAAGCGGUAUGCCUCCAGUUAGGUACCAAAGUAUUGCAGUGCUGAAAGCUGCCAGAGUCUUGUGACGAAAUCCAUGUUGGACCUGUGACAGGCUGAGCAGAAAUAUGGAAGUGAAAUGUGUGCUUAAUGAGAUCUUGCCAAACGUAUCAUUGUAAAGACAGGUGUGCCCAAAGUUGCGGUGCUCAGUGUGCAGUGGAGGUGGAACGUAGGGCUGCUGUAGUGCUGGGAAUGGUAAAAAAAGAGACCGUGACAUAACAGCAACUGAGUUGAAAAACCAACAAUACAAUUAGAACUCCACAAUUGAACAGGCAUUCUUGAGUUUCAGCAUUUGCAUGCUCUGAGCAGGAAAUCGUACAUGAAAAAUACAGAAGAGGUGGUAGAAUCUGUGCUGGCUUUUUUGGCUUCAGCAUAAUGGGCUGAACUUGUGUUCUCUGUUUCCAAAAUGCUUUUGGCUGAUGUUCAUUUCAAGUAGAUCAGGCAUUAUGGAAUUGUAUUUUGCGCGUUGGGCUCAAUUUUUAAAGCACUGAGGGGUUUUUUUG
Gavia stellata (red-throated loon) is the source of this 10033-nucleotide messenger RNA. RefSeq names its product chondroitin sulfate proteoglycan 4-like. The transcript has 10 exons. Lineage: Eukaryota; Metazoa; Chordata; Aves; Gaviiformes; Gaviidae. The record is from RefSeq and is a predicted model, not a curated record. The annotation marks the transcript as partial.